CUGACUGAACCGAGAUGGUAAACCCGAGUCAAACCGGUAACUGGACCAACUGUGAGUCGAUGAGGCGGAAACGGCCGCGGGUGAACUAGGACGAAAGCGACUGAAAUAAAAGGCACAUUUUCGACUCACUAAGGGAAAUCAAGCUAUUAACUUCGUAUCUGAUUGUUUGUCUUUAAACGUAAGAGACCUUCACUUUAGAAGAGACAUUAAUGGUUCGAAGCUGCUGACAAACUCUUCCGCGGUGGUUGUUAAAAUAUUUUCCUUCGAGUCUUUGGUGAGGUCUUGGCUUGUCAGCGGAGAACUAUUACAGAUCUCCGAUAUACGGUAGGAGACUGCCUUUUGGCAGACUGACUCGGUACUGGCUGGGUGGACCUCCGACCAGAGCAGAACCUCAGAGCCGAGCGGCCCGCCGUAGGAGCCGGGGAGCGAGGAUAUUCAGCGGCUUGGAACAAACCUUCUGCCGGCAUUUGAUCUCUUGGAGCCGGCUAGAAUCCGGACUGAGACCUCAUGAAUGGAAAUCGGAACUACAGGAGCCGUUGGGGCUGCGCCCCUGUUCUCCGUACCUCGGAGGCCAGGCUAUGGCACCAUGGGGAAGCCCAUCAAGCUGCUGGCCAACUGCUUCCAGGUGGACAUCCCCAAGAUGGACGUCUACCUGUACGAGGUGGACAUCAAGCCAGAAAAGUGCCCACGACGUGUUAACAGGGAGGUGGUGGAUUCAAUGGUGCAGCAUUUUAAGGUGACAAUCUUUGGGGACAGAAGACCAGUCUAUGAUGGCAAGAGAAGCCUGUACACUGCCCAACCGUUACCAGUUGCCUCAGGGGGGGUGGACCUAGAUGUGACCUUGCCAGGUGAAGGUGGAAAGGACAGGCUAUUUAAAGUCACUAUUAAAUUUGUGUCGCUGGUCAGCUGGCACCUGCUGCAUGAGGUUCUCACUGGGCGGAGCACGUUGGAUCCGCUGGAGCUGGAUAAGCCAAUCAGCACCAAUCCCGUACAUGCUGUGGAUGUUGUGCUCCGCCAUCUGCCCUCUAUGAGGUACACUCCAGUGGGGCGGUCUUUUUUCUCCUCCCCUGAGGGCUAUGAUCACCCAUUGGGUGGGGGGAGGGAGGUGUGGUUUGGGUUCCACCAAUCAGUGCGACCAGCUAUGUGGAAGAUGAUGUUGAACAUUGAUGUGUCUGCCACUGCAUUCUACAAAGCUCAACCUGUGAUUCAGUUCAUGUGUGAGGUUCUUGAUAUCCACAACAUUGAUGAGCAGCCUCGUCCACUUACUGAUUCCCAUAGAGUCAAAUUCACCAAAGAGAUCAAAGGUCUAAAGGUGGAGGUCACCCACUGUGGCACCAUGAGGAGGAAGUACAGGGUGUGUAAUGUUACUCGCCGGCCAGCCAGCCACCAGACGUUUCCUCUCCAGCUGGAAAACGGACAGACGGUGGAGAGAACAGUGGCUCAAUACUUUAGAGAAAAGUACAGCUUACAGCUCAAGUACACCCAUCUGCCCUGCCUGCAAGUGGGACAGGAGCAAAAACAUACUUACCUGCCUUUGGAGGUGUGCAACAUUGUGGCAGGCCAGCGCUGCAUUAAAAAAUUAACAGACAACCAAACCUCCACCAUGAUCAAAGCCACGGCCCGCUCGGCACCAGACAGACAGGAGGAGAUCAGUAGACUGGUGCGCAGUGCCAACUAUAACACAGACCCCUUCGUGCAGGAGUUCCAGUUCCGUGUUCGGGAUGAGAUGGCGGAGGUGACGGGUCGCGUCCUGCCCGCCCCCAUGCUGCAGUACGGCGGCAGGGUGAGCUCUGAACACUUUAUGAAUCGAACAGUUGCAACCCCAAGUCAUGGAGUGUGGGAUAUGCGAGGGAAGCAGUUUCACACCGGAGUGGAGAUCAAGAUGUGGGCCAUCGCUUGUUUCGCCACUCAGAGACAAUGCAAAGAGGAAAUUCUCAAGGGCUUUACAGACCAACUGCGUAAGAUCUCUAAAGAUGCAGGGAUGCCCAUACAGGGCCAACCAUGUUUCUGCAAAUACGCUCAGGGAGCAGACAACGUGGAGCCCAUGUUCCGGCACCUGAAGAACACCUACGCAGGCCUCCAACUCAUCAUCGUCAUACUGCCUGGAAAAACUCCUGUCUAUGCUGAAGUGAAGCGUGUUGGAGACACUCUGUUGGGAAUGGCCACUCAGUGCGUGCAGGUGAAGAAUGUGGUGAAGACGUCCCCUCAGACCCUCUCCAACCUCUGCCUCAAGAUUAACGUCAAACUGGGUGGUAUCAACAACAUAUUGGUGCCACAUCAGCGCCCAUCAGUUUUCCAGCAGCCUGUCAUCUUUCUGGGAGCUGAUGUCACUCAUCCACCUGCAGGGGACGGCAAGAAACCCUCCAUUGCAGCUGUGGUGGGCAGUAUGGACGCUCAUCCCAGCAGGUACUGUGCUACAGUCCGUGUGCAGAGACCCAGACAGGAAGUCAUACAGGAUCUGGCAUCCAUGGUGCGAGAGCUGCUCAUCCAGUUUUACAAAUCCACCCACUACAAACCCACCCGAAUCAUCUUCUACAGGGACGGUGUGUCUGAGGGGCAGUUUAGACAGGUGCUGUACUACGAGUUGCUGGCCAUUCGUGAAGCCUGUAUUAGUCUUGAGAAGGAAUACCAGCCAGGCAUCACCUACAUUGUCGUACAGAAACGCCACCACACACGGCUAUUUUGUGCAGACCACACUGAGAGAGUGGGCCGUAGUGGUAACAUUCCAGCAGGUACCACAGUGGACACUGACAUCACCCACCCUUAUGAAUUUGACUUUUAUCUUUGCAGUCAUGCUGGAAUACAGGGUACAAGCCGACCUUCACACUACCAUGUGCUAUGGGAUGACAACUGUUUCACAGCCGAUGAGUUCCAGCUAUUGACCUACCAGCUGUGCCACACAUAUGUUCGCUGUACCCGCUCCGUCUCUAUCCCUGCGCCAGCCUACUACGCCCACCUAGUGGCCUUUAGAGCCCGUUACCAUUUAGUGGACAAAGAGCACGACAGUGCGGAGGGCAGCCAUGUGUCAGGCCAGAGUAAUGGGCGAGACCCCCAGUCCUUGGCCAAAGCCGUGCAGAUCCACCACGACACUCUGCGGACCAUGUACUUUGCUUAACCCCGCCUCCUUGUACCUGUCAGUCACCUGUCAUCAUGCACUUAACUGAGGAGGGCUUCUCCCAACCACAGGCUGCUACAGAUAACCAAAUUUAACCGAACUUACUGGAGGAAAUAGCACUGUUAUGCAAUAGAAAAAUAGCCAAUCUUUCCACUGCUGCUUUUGCUUACUGAUUUACUGUUUAAUUGUUUUAAUAAUGCAGAUUUAGCAGCUAUACCAUUAUUUAUUAGAUUUGUAGAUCAACUGUUAAUUUUGCGUUUUUAGGUCACAAAACCAAGUGUAAAGGUUUGCUUGAUCAACUCGUACUGGAUCAGCCAAUGAGGCAGUGUUAUUUGUUUAGGACAGUGGCGAUCAUGUAGAUUCCUCCAGCAGAGUUUAGUUUCAACCUUGAUUACAAAUGAACCAAGUCAUCAAGAUCUCACGUUUUCAAAUGAAAAUUACAUGUAGAUGUGUUUAGAGCAGAGUUGUAGGAAGGUAGCACCUCUGGUUUAGGAUUUAGAUUUGUUUUAGGUCUGGUGAAGAUUGCUGUUGGAGGAAUGCCACUAGAGGGCAGUGCAAAGUUUUGCUAUUAUGAGUUGACAUCUUGGGUUUUCAACUGUUGCUGUAUGUGCUUUUAAACAUUUCUUCCUGGAAUGUUUUACCAUUUUGUUCCAGCUGCUCAGAAUCCACAUCUGUGGAAUUCAGAAUACAUCUUGGGUUACUUUUUUUUUAACAAAGGAUUCUUAUUGAAGCUCAACUUUUAUUCCAAUUUCAGAUUUUUUCAUAUGAUUAUACUCCGUAUACCUCUGUGAUACAUACAUUUUCUGGUUCACGCACUGCAUGGAAAAUGCUUCGCCUACCAAUUAACUUUUUUCCAAGCUGUUCCUCUUGGAUUUCUCCUUGGCUCACUCAUUAAGCAGGGGUGUUGAUUAGCUAAGGGCUGCGGUAUCACUGAAAGGGAUACUUCGAACUUGAGUGACAGUCAGGAUUUGGUAAAAAGUUUCUAUGUAGUCAACAUGUUUAUGUAUGUGCGUUGAAUGCCCAUUGCCUCAUUCUUCUGGUGUGCACUUAUAGCACAAGCUUUUGAGUCUGUCGGAGCAUGACCACAACAUACUUCAUGGUUAUGUGUUCGCAUAUAAUUCCACCCAAGCUACUCGGUUGCCUACGUUAUCCUUUAAUAUUAACUUUACAGCUGUUGGACAUUUCAUAUUUGGCAUACAUUUAUGUUCUUUGAGGUUAUUUAUGAGUUUGCUUUUAACAUUGUCAAUAGUGCGUCUGUAAAUUAACUAUUUAACUUAUCAGUUUUUCUAUUUUUUAUUUCUCAUUUUAGCCCUGUGACCUGACAAACGCUGUCCCAGAAGCCUUUUAGUACAAUAAGCCAAUUAUUGAAGGCUGUUUUAGACUUUCAUUGUACAAUGCAAACCAUACUUUUAGUGAAUGCUUUAAUUUUAAACAGUCUUUGUUAUGUGUGGCAUUUGUAAGAGAACUUGAACGCCAUGGGUGUGGAUUGGAAGGUUUUAUUGAAAUGGAUUGGCAAGCCAAUUGGUGUGUUUAAAGGCUGUUGUGAGGGCUGAGAUAGUGGGUUACAUAGUUAGGUUGAGUUUACAGAAGAGAUGGUAAAUCUCUAUGUCUUAUGCGGAAGACGCGACUUGCUAUCAAGAGAUUUAAAACAAGCUAUUCGUAUAAAGUCAAUUGAGACAAAGUGCCUAUUUUAUAGGAAAUAUCCCUCAAAUUCAAUUCUGUUGAGGUACAUUAUAAAUAUAUAUUUAAAGUAACUUCAUGUUGUGUAUGAUAUUUAGCUAUUAAAAGAUAUUUAUAAGAUAUUUAGCUAUUAAAACUGUUAAGGUCUUUAUUCUUUAUUUGAAUUAACUAAUGUAGAACUGACAAAACUAAGUCCUGGGUCAUUUUUUCCUCUUCUUUCUUUCAAACUUUCUUUCAUACAUACAUACUUUUGAUCUUUCUUUCCAACUUUCUUUAGAGCAAACCUUUCGAAUGAAUGUUCUUUUGAAUAAACUUUUUUCUUUCUUUCUUAAUCACCAUUGCUUUCCAGUGUUUUCUGAAGGUUCUUUCUUUCAGUCUUCUUUCAAAUGAACCUUCUUUCAAACUAACCUUUUUUCGAUUUAAAAAAAAAAAAAAAACAUAAUUUUUUUUUUUACUUCUAUCAAUCUUUCUUUUUAGCUUUUCUUUCCCUUCUAUUUCACAGCCCCUGUGUAUUCAGCUGCAUUCCACACAGACCAAACCAGCGUGCCUCAAAAAACAGGGGUAGCAGGGAGUAAAGGCAUUUGAAUUGUAGUAGGGUGGGUGGAGGUUUAUAUUUGUUAACUCUGUGACCUCUGGCACCCUUUCACAUCGCCCUUACAGUAAAUGGCACUGUGGACUUUCUGCCCUAUAGCCACAAAUAGGUGUUGACCAGUGUAGCUGCUAUUGUGCAUACCACUUAAACACCUGCUUUUCUAUUUGGAGAGAAACCAAGAGAGAUUCUGUGAGAAAUUACUGACAAAUAUAUUGCUGCACUUAACUGAUUUAUACAAAGUCUCAGAUUGGGUGAAAUGCCCAAGGUGCUAAGUGAUGUGGUGCUGUAAUUUGGGGGAUCUUCACCACAAUAAUCUCUAUCUAUUGUGCAUUUCCUGCUAAACCUUGUCAAAUUUUAGAUUUUUUUUCCCCUUUUAGGUCAUUCAGUUAGCUCGCUAAUUUUUGAAAAUUCACUUUCAUUUUCUAAAUUAUUUGAAAAUUUUGGAAGCAUAUAAAGGAACAGUUUUAUUUCAGCAAAUUUACAAAUAUUACUUAAGGGACAGACCUCCCCAAAAUUAAAAUUGUUGUCAUUUAGUCACCCUAGUGUUGUUUGAAACCCAUAUUACUUCCUUCCAUGGAGCACAAAAGAUGAUACUUAAUAUUGAGGACUGACAGUUCCCAUUCACUUUCAUUAUACAGAAAAAAAGAGCAACUUCAACACUGCUCAAAAUUUCUCUUGUGUGCCAUAGAAGAAGAAAAAAGUAAUGCGGGUUUUGAACAAAAUAAGGGUGAAUAAACAACAACAGAAUUUACAUUUUUGGUUGAACUAACACUUUAGUCUUAGAUUCAAACAUUUAGAAGUUUUUAAUUUAAAUGUUUUAAUGAAUAGCAGAUAAACUGAAAUUCACCAACAACGAAAAAAUCCUUGCGAUUAUGUCGAAUGGUUUCAGUGCUCUCUUUCUUUGUUUCAGUGUGUUUAAGAACUGUUACUUCUCUGCCGCAACCAGCAUUUGAAUUCACUUAAAUUAAGUGUUAAAUAGAACCUGCACCCAUGCAUGUUAAGCUGUAGGUGUUGUGUGCUUAAAUCUUUCGAUGACAGCUUAUACAGCCUUCUGAAGCUGCCACAGAAUAAGUUGCUAUAAAGGCCUGUAGGUGGGGCAUUGCAUGUAGGGGUGGGUCUAACCUGGUUGAUGGGUGUGGCUUAAACAGCACCUCCCUUAAACCGUGACAUGACACACACUUCACCCCCUGGCUUAAAGCUGGACCAUGGAUACCUUCACUUAUAGCAUUUUUAAUUCAGAGCAGAAGUAUAUUUGUAUAUUUUUAAAUAAUGGAACUGCAUAAUGCACAUCAGUUAUUUUUGCUAACAAAGUCAAUGAGAGAUUAAGCAAAAGAUGAUAAUAGUGAUGCUAAUCAUGAUAGGGACUAAUAUAAAGUAGGCUAAUAUGCAAUAGACUAUUGACUAAAUUCGUCUCAUCUUGUUUUUCAAAAGUAAGUUGUCUCUGCAUUGUCCCAUGGUAUUAAAAAAAAAAAAAAAAAAAAAAAA
This is a messenger RNA of Myxocyprinus asiaticus (Chinese sucker), 6872 nucleotides long. It is a transcript of the gene ago3b, whose product is annotated as argonaute RISC catalytic component 3b. Gene Ontology annotation, molecular function: protein binding; RNA binding. The coding region runs from base 512 to 3115 and encodes 867 amino acids. Gene Ontology annotation, biological process: regulation of stem cell proliferation; regulatory ncRNA-mediated gene silencing. NCBI's taxonomy places the organism in Eukaryota, Metazoa, Chordata, Actinopteri, Cypriniformes, Catostomidae. The record is from RefSeq and is a predicted model, not a curated record. The transcript has 19 exons.